Messenger RNA from Suillus bovinus, 945 nucleotides. RefSeq lists its product as uncharacterized. The coding region runs from base 1 to 945 and encodes 314 amino acids. NCBI's taxonomy places the organism in Eukaryota, Fungi, Basidiomycota, Agaricomycetes, Boletales, Suillaceae. The record is from RefSeq and is a predicted model, not a curated record. The transcript has 3 exons.
AUGUCGGCCCAAACCGCAUCAACGAGUCCCUCUCUUUCCUUCAACUUGCCAUCUCACACAGAUAUAUUGGAUUCAGUUGAUGAAGACGUUCAGGAGGAAGAGGAUGAUGAAGGGACUGAUUCUGCUGUUCGACCCGCGCCAAUACUGACGGCCAACCAAUAUGUUGAAGCAGAUAUGCUGAUGGGCGUCUCAAUGGGCUUCAAACCACCAUCAAUCUCCACGAUAUUGUCACCUAUGGGAGAGGCCAUGCCCAAUAUUAUAACAUUACCAUACGGGAAGGCACCGAUAUUUCACAUUCAGUCGCCCUCCUGGCAUCACCUGUUGAAGCUAAUGGCGCGAUUAAGUGGGACUCGCGUCGAACCAACCCUGGAAGCUCUUACCGUUGCAAAGGAUGAGCUCAAGUUGAGAAUUGUAAUCCAGUUUGUCAAGAUUCAUCACUCUGCUUCGGAAUGGCGAACGGUCAUCUAUCUGACAACUGAUAUGCCAGUACCUCAAUCUGUCACAAACUCGCAUAAGUACACCAAUGGCGAUGUAACCGUACUUCCUUACUCCUAUACCUUGUCACCACUCCCGCAGCUCCUCCGUGAUGGGGCUGACUCGCCAAUGGCAAAAUACUAUGUAGUUCCCGCGACGAAUUCCACACCAUACCCUACACUUCCAAUCAACUUUCCAAACCUCGCAAUGUACUUGCAAUCAGCUGUCCAGGCUUCCAGGAAAGCGGCUUACGAUAGUUCCAGUGGCCUCCGGAGGCUCGCUCUUAAUAUUGAUUCUUGCUAUCCCAGAGACAAUGAGAGGCCGAUCAGUGCAGACUUCUCUGACACCUCUCGAAGUCUGGGUGGGAUGUUUAAACGCGUUAUCAACCGCGGAAAACCUCCAAGAGGACGGGGAGGUAACGAAGAAAUUUAUGAUCUAGUCACGCCGUUUGUGCCAGAUGAGUGGGGUUAA